Molecule: messenger RNA, 1689 nt
Organism: Aphidius gifuensis
Lineage: Eukaryota; Metazoa; Arthropoda; Insecta; Hymenoptera; Braconidae
Gene: ChLD3
Product: chitin deacetylase 1
Exons: 9
Coding region: 70-1650 (526 amino acids)
Biological process (GO): carbohydrate metabolic process
Cellular component (GO): extracellular region
Molecular function (GO): chitin binding; protein binding
Source: RefSeq, a predicted model, not a curated record
UUUUUAUAAUAAUAAAUAUAUAUAUCAAAAAAUUUAAAAAAAAAAAAAAAAACUUUGAGGAUAAAAAACAUGCUUAGUUUGUUGUCAUUUAGAAAUGUGCUUGUUGCACUAUUAUUUCUAAAAACCGAAUAUUUAAAAAUCACUGAAGCAACACAAUUACCAUCAACAUCAUCAACAACAGCAUGUAUAGAAAACAAUAAAUUUUACAGAAAUCCAGAUAGAAUAGAAACAAGUAUUUGGACAUUAAAUGAAUGUGCCAAAUAUUAUCUUUGCUUAGACAAUGAAGUAUUUGAAUUUAAAUGUUCUGAUGGAUUACUAUUCGAUGUAACACGACAAAUAUGUGAUUUUAAAUCAAACGUUGAUAAUUGUGAUGUGACAUCAGAACCACAAUCACCAAAGCCACUUCUUGAUGAUGGUAAUUGUAAAAAUGGUAGUCUAUCAUGUGCUGAUAAUACAUGUUUACCAGAUAUUUAUUUUUGUGAUGGAAGUAUUGAUUGUCCUGAUGGUUCUGAUGAAGGCUGGUGUGAUGAAAAAAAUGAUAAAAAUGCAGCAAAUAAUUGUGAUCCAUUGAAGUGUAAUCCACCAGAAUGUUGGUGUUCAUAUGAUGGAACAGAAGUACCAGGAAAUAUUAAUAUAACAGAUAUACCACAAAUGAUUGUUAUAACAUUUGAUGAUGCUAUUAAUUCAGAAAAUUAUGAUUUAUAUUCAAAACUUUUUAGUAAUGAAAGAAAAAAUCCAAACGGAUGUCCAGUUAGAGCAACUUUCUAUGUUAGUCAUCAUUAUACUGAUUAUCGUGAUGUACAAAAAUUAUGGAAUAUUGGACAUGAAAUUGCUGCUCAUUCAAUAACACAUCGUGGACCAGAAGAAUGGUGGUCUAAAAAUGCAACACUUGAAGAUUGGUUUGAUGAAAUGAUUGGUGUAUCAAAUAUAAUUCAUAAAUUUAGUGCUGUUAGAUUAAAUGAAAUACGUGGUUUACGUGCACCAUUUUUACAAGUUGGAUGGAAUCGUCAAUUUUUGAUGAUGAAAGAAUUUGGUUUUAUAUAUGAUUCAUCAAUAAUAGCACCAUUAUCUGAUCCACCAAUAUGGCCAUAUUCAUUUGAUUAUCGUAUACCACAUUCUUGUGAUGAACAAGGUCAAAAUUGUCCAACAAGAUCUUAUCCAGGUGUUUGGGAAUUACCAAUUAAUCAACUUGUUGUUGGUGAGUAUGCAUGUGCUGUUGUUGAAGAGUGUCCAACAGAUAUGAGCGUUGAACAAGUAUAUGAAAUGUUUAUGUUAAAUUUUGAAAGACAUUAUUUGACAAAUCGUGCACCAUUUGGAUUACAUUUUAACUCUAUGUGGUUUAGAAAACCAAUGAAUAUUUUUGCAUUUAAUACUUUUAUGGAUUAUUUACUUAGUUUACCAGAUGUUUAUUUUGUAACGAGUAAUCAAGUUAUUGAAUGGAUGAAAAAACCAACAUCUGUUGAUGAUUUAUCAUCAUUUAAACCUUGGCAAUGUAGUAGAAAAAAAUUUACAACAAGUGAAAUUGCAUGUGAUAUACCAAAUAGCUGUAAAUUACCAAGUCAAGUAUUAAAAUCACAAAAAUAUUUAAAUACUUGUUUUAAAUGUCCAAAACAAUAUCCAUGGCUUAGAAAUGAAAUUGGUGCUGAUUAAAUAUUAAAUUAAAUUUUUUUUUUAUCAAUAAAAUUAAAG